UGGUCGAAUUUCUGCGCAUGCGCUCCAUGGAUCGCGCAUCAGUCACGGACUUGGAUCGCGUCUUAGUUAGUGUUUAGACGAAUAAUAACUUAGUGUUUACACGAAUAAUAAAGAUGAGACAAUACCUAUAAUGUAAUUAUCGUUAGGGCAAUAGUUUGGAUACCUAAUGCCAUAUUAGGAGGUGUAUAGCUGACUGUCACUGUUCUUUUGGAGAAGGAAAAUAACAUGGCUGCGGUGGAGCUCGAGUGGAUUCCAGAGUCACUAUAUAACACUGCUAUUUCGGUUGUGGUGGACAAUUACAUUCGAUCAAGAAAGGACAUACGCUCGCUCCCAGAAAACAUACAGUUCGAUGUCUACUAUAAGCUUUACCAGCAGGGCAGGCUCUGUCAGCUAGGAGGGGAGUUUUGUGACCUGGAAGUGUUUGCUAAAGUUCUUCGAGCUUCAGACAAGAGGCACCUUCUACACCACUGUGUCCAGGCUUUGAUGGACCAUGGGGUGAAAGUCACAUUAGUGCUGGCCAACUCAUUCAGCCGCCGCUGCUCCUGCAUUGCAGAUUCUCCUGCUCAUGUGAAAGACAAGGCUAUCCAAUUUGCCUUUCUGCUGGGGGGAUUCUUGUCUGACGCUGGCUGGUAUGGAGACGCUGAGAAAGUUUUUCUUUCCUGCUUGCAGCUCUGUGCGCUCCACAGUGAUGUGCCACACUGUUACAGUGCAAUCGAAUGUUGUGUCAGGAUUCUUCAUGUGCGCAAUGGUAAUUGUAAAUUCCAUCUGGGGGAAGAGACCUUCAAGCUUGCUCAGUCGCAUAUGGAAAAAUUAGCCAAACAUGGCCAUGAGGCCAACAAGGCAGCAUUGUAUGGAGAGUUUUGUGGUUUGCUUUUUGCUAAAAGCCAUUAUGAUGAGGCAUACAGAUGGUGUGUAGAGGCCAUGAAGGAAAUUAUUCCAGGGCUGCCAGUCAAAGUAGUCAUCGAUGUCCUUCGCCAGGCUUCCAAGUGUCUUAAAUCUAUUAAUCUGCUUCAGGCCUGUGUGGUGAAGAGAGAAUUCACAAAGGCAGAGAAACUCAUUAAACAUGGAAUAUUUCUAGCAAGAGAACACUUUGGGCAUAAGCAUCCUAAAUAUUCGGACACAUUGCUGGAUUAUGGCUUUUACUUACUAAAUGUAGACAACAUAUGCCAGUCGGUUACUAUUUACCAGACAGCACUGGACAUCAGACAGUCUGUAUUUGGAGGAAAAAACAUCCAUGUUGCCACAGCUCAUGAAGACCUGGCCUAUUCCUCCUAUGUUCACCAGUACAGCUCUGGGAAAUUCGAUAAUGCGCUAUUUCAUGCAGAACGUGCGAUAGACAUCAUUACUCAUAUUCUGCCUGAGGAUCAUCUGCUUCUAGCCUCAUCUAAGCGAGUCAAAGCCCUGAUCUUGGAGGAAAUUGCAAUUGAUUGCCACAAUAAAGAAACAGAAGAGCGCCUACUGCAGGAGGCGCAUGAUCUGCACUUGUCCUCAUUGGAGCUUGCAAAGAAGGCUUUUGGAGAAUUCAACGUCCAAACAGCCAAACAUUAUGGCAACCUAGGACGGCUCUAUCAGUCCAUGAGAAAGUUCAAGGAAGCAGAGGAGAUGCACAUCAAAGCCAUCCAAAUUAAGGAGCAGCUUCUGGGCCAUGAGGACUAUGAGGUGGCACUAUCUGUGGGUCAUCUAGCCUCCCUUUACAACUAUGACAUGAACCAAUAUGAAGAUGCAGAAAGGCUGUACCUGCGCUCCAUAUCUAUAGGAAAGAAGCUGUUUGGAGAGGGCUACAGUGGGUUGGAGUACGAUUACAGAGGUCUGAUCAAACUCUACAACUCUGUGGGUAACUAUGAGAAGGUAUUUGAAUACCACAAUAUACUAUCCAACUGGAAUCGCUUGAGGGACAGACAAUUUGCCGUGGCAGAUGUCCUUGAGGAUGUCAACACUACACCGUUGAUGACCCAGGAAGUGGUUCAUGCAUUCCUAUUUGGUUCAAAGCUCACCCAAACAAACACCAAAUCCACCCUUGCCUUGGGUGACGUGAUCAAAAUACAUGGCAUUAAGACCACUGAGGACAUAAAAUUUGGACGUAUUUGAUAGUUUGGUUGCAAGCAUUGUGCAAAUUAUACAUUUGGAUGGUUAUGAUGUCACUGCAGUUGCUGACCAGAUUAAUCACUAAUAAAAUACAAUUAAUACAAUUACAAAUAAAAAAUAAUGGGAGAAAAAAAGGAAACAUUCUCAUCUUUUUGCAUCUUCACCUCACCUAGCAGAUUGAAAAAAACUCCAGAAUCCUGAACAAAGUGUUCUCAGAAAGAGCAGGUGGAAAUCCAAAAGGGUCUGCCACAACUGUUAAAAUCCAGUCGAAAUAAUAGAUAUUGAAGUAUUGAUGCUAUUAAAAUGUUACCAACACUG
Molecule: messenger RNA, 2403 nt
Organism: Syngnathus acus (greater pipefish)
Lineage: Eukaryota; Metazoa; Chordata; Actinopteri; Syngnathiformes; Syngnathidae
Gene: appbp2
Product: amyloid beta precursor protein (cytoplasmic tail) binding protein 2
Exons: 13
Coding region: 226-2088 (620 amino acids)
Biological process (GO): intracellular protein transport
Molecular function (GO): protein binding
Source: RefSeq, a predicted model, not a curated record